AUGGACUUUUGUUGUUUCAGAAAAACGGCGCUUGACUUUGACACUGAAAAAGCGCAAGCCAUGGGGUACAUCAAGUCCCCGUACGCACAAACACUAGUCGCUGGUUUCAAUGUGUGGCAAUUUGAUGAUGAAGAGGAUCCAGUAAUCAAAAAACGAGAGAAACCGAGGGUUCUACAGACUAUUACCAAUAUCGAGGAUAAAGAACAAGGUAAGGAAUGGGCUAAAAAUAUUGCAAAAAAAUGUUUUUUGGAAAGGAUAUUACGGGAACUCAACUUUAAUUUUGGGCAUAUGUUUACAUCCGGUGCCCCACAUUUAUAUGUGGGUGUACAGAUGCUAUUGAUAAUCGAAAAAUUGAGGUGAAAAUUGUUGAAUUGGCAGGUGAAUAACAACAUUUCUGACAUUAAUAGCAACAUUUACAUUUAUAGGAGUUCAAGCGUGCAAGUUACUUUUAAUUUUGGAAAUUGAGAAAACAUUUCCUAAAGCAAUUUAAAAAUUUGAUGUCAGAGAUAAAAGUAUCGCCCCGAAGAUGGAUGGAAUUCAAAUAUUCUAGCUAAUCGAGUUCGAUUUCCCCGCAAAACACGGGAAUUCGAAAAAAGAGCAUUGAAAAUUAAUGCCCGAACCACCGUUCCCCCCCAUCGUUCGAAACCGUUCCCGCCUCUUCGGAGACACUUUCUGACACUUGGAAAGUGUUUUGACUCCCUGGAAAAGGCGUUUUUUUCCGACCCCAAAGGAAUUUGCAAGGAGUUCGAAACGUGAGACAAGAAAAAAAAAGUUUUUUGACGGUAUUAAAACGCAUAUGGCCAUAGGGCAAUCAAAUAAGCACGCCCAAGAUUGAAUCCGAUAAAUGUUUUGGGACGAACAUGAGCAAACGGCGGAAUGGAUUGUUUGAGAUUAGAUAAAACAUCUUCGAAAAGCAAAGGGAGCUUCAAGACAUCACCUAAAAGAAUUGGCUUCAACCUGCAUGGGUGUGGUCUUGAAUUCAAAAAAUUUGAAAAAAAUUUAAAAUCGCGAACUAUAAGGCGUGGGCAAAGAAUGAAACAUAACGCUGGUUUGAUUGGGGAGCGGCAGGAAGCAGGUUUGGUAAUUCAAACCAUCUAUUGAUAGAAAUUUUAUGCGAAAAUAAAAGUGCAGAGGGCACAACACAGAGUAGGAAGUUUUGAGCGAACUUGGCGCCCUUUGGAACGUAAUUGGACUGUGAAAUUUUCGCGAAGAAGUUCCACAAGUGAGAUUUUUUCAACAAGAAGUUUGUAAAGACUGUCUAGUGUAUCCCAGAUUCUAGCAAUCGUGAUGACGCUACUAAUACCGUGUAAAAGGACGUUUUUGUCACCCCCAUUUUCGUUGAUUGGCUUGAUUAACAAGCGCCAGAUUUUCCUGUUUUGAAUGAGAGAAAUUGCAGGCCAUUGCACGCGGAAAUUCCCGUUUCCCCCUUAAACGUUAUUAAAUUAAGGCCGCAUCUGCGAACAACACACUCAAAAUGGACCAGAGAAAGGAUAGGUCAAGGGUUUACGGAGAGGACCCAAACUCGCCAAAACAUAGUUAAAAGGCUCUUGCAGCGAUUUCGUGGAAUUCAAAUUCUCUGAAAAUAGUAUCAGCCGGGAAGCGGAAGAUGAGCAUAAAGUUGCUUCAGAUUGAUGAAUUUGCUGUUGCGUGAAAGGGGAAAUGGGAUAAGUACAGGGUGGGGCAUCUUUGUGGCCCGAUUUGAAUUGACUAUAACUUCUUUAGUUUUUGGCCAAAUUUUUAAAUUCUUUUUUUCCCUGAAUCGUCAGCCAACCCCAUUUUGUUUGAUACCAAAUAUGCUAUACAUAGUAAGUGUAUAUCUACAGUUAUUGGAUUUAUUCUUGGAGUUCAUUUUUUCGGUCGUUUUUCGGUUGUUUUUUCGGUCUUUCCCGGUGUGUCCAGAAAUGGAGUACGGUGCGGAAGAAAAUACGGCGGAAUUUACCCUCCCGAAAAUCGACGAUGAGAAUAAGAACAAAAAGUGAAGAUCAACCUCCAGAGUUCGUCGAAUGGUCCUUGCUGAAGGCAUUCCCUCGGUUCUGGCCAAACUUCGUGUACUCAUAUGCGGAUUUUCUCGGAAUUUUGACAAAACUUCUUAAAUUUUCAGCUCCGUUCGUACUCAUCUAUCCUGCUUUUUUUGUUUCCUGUUAACGCUGCCAGUCUCAAGAAACUUAUUCCACGAACGUCGAAUUGUCUUGCGAUCUGGAGGUUAGGCAUUACGUCCGUAUUUUAUGCGGUAUCCCCGUUUGAAAAUUUGCGUUUGCGAUAUAGCAAACGUACUUGCUAUACCAAACCACAGACCAAGCCUUUUCUUCCACACCGGACUCCAUUUUCGGACACACCGGGAAAGACCGAAAAAACAACCGAAAAACGACCGAAAAAAUGAACUCUAAGAAUAAAUCCAAUAACUGUAGACAUACACUUACUAUGUAUAACAUAUUUGGUAUCAAACAAAAUGGAGUUGGCUGACGAUUCAGGGAAAAAAAGAAUUUUAAAAUUUGGCCAAAAACUAAAGAAGUUAUAGUCAAUUCAAAUCGGGCCACAAAGAUGCCCCACCCUGUAGAAACUACAGAAUUAGGGAUGGAAAUUACAAUAUGGUUUGGAUGGUAAAAGUGGCAUUUUUGGAGUCAUUUUGCUAAUAAAAUUGAUGGACUAGCUAGCCCGAAAGGUAAUUUGUGAAAGCCUUUGAAAUUAUUAAAAGUUCAAGCGAACAAAAAAGUAGAUGGAGAUAUUGAGGUGGCCUCAAAUUUGAUGUUAAAAGAUAUCACAGAAGCGUAAAAAAGAUGUUGAUUUUUAUGAGAAAAGAUGAUAGCUUAUCGAUGAGCUUCUCUAUUCCAAAAUCAACGGUUUUUUGCGCCUCUGUGAAACCUUUUUAUAUCAAAUUCUAAGUCUCUUUGACUUCACAUAUGACCUUUUUGUCGACUAUAACAAGCCGAUGGGCAAGAUAUAGCCGGUAGAGCGUUUUUAGGGGUAAUUUAUCAGGGUCAAAAAUAAAAGCCACCUGAUUCUGGAUGAAUUAAAAAGUUUACAACUUCCUUGUUUCUAAUCUCACCCAGGAUUUUACCAGAUUAAGCCUUUUAAAAUAGCGAAGGCGGAUUUACACGUAAGAGGCUGACACAAGAUCCUCAACUCGACGGAAAGAAAAGAACGCGCAGUUUAGUUAUUAAAAACGAUGUAAUAUUUGCAAGCGUCUCCUAUUCAGAGGUUCAGACGUCUCAACUGUACGAAUAACAAACAAAGUUUCUCUAAAUUUAGAGGUUAGAGACUCAAUAAGGUCGAAGGAAAAUGAUGCUGGAAAAAGAAAGCAUAUGGUAGUUGAAGCAAUGCCAAAAAUGAAGUCAAAAUAGGCGACAAAUAGUAGGCGGAACGACCAAUAAAACAAAGUGUGGUUGUCACUUUGCAAGGGAUUACAACGCAAAGACCGGGGAAAUAAAUGUUUGAGUACGAAGACGAGGCAGAACCGAUUGUCGUAAAAGGACUAAAUAAGAACGUAUGAUGGAAACUAUAGGAAUUAAAAGGGCAGUAAGUUGCCUCAAGGGCAUAACAUUCUAGUGGCAUGACGAAGGUAAAUUCCGUUAGUUUAGAGGGUAACUGUUCCACUAAUUACAGUGAAGGGCCUGAUCCAGUGGCAAAAAACUUACCAUUUUACAUCCGGGAAGUAACAAAAAUAUGGCAAAAUGCCUCCCUCUCCAACUAAAAAAACUCCGGUUUGAAAGGCGCGCCUUUUUUCCCUACAAAAAGAGCGGGCUUUUGAAAUCGGAGUUUUUUCUCUUGGAGAGGGAGGUAUUUUGCUAUAUUUUUUGAUACUUCCUGGAUGCAAAAUGGUACGUUUUUUGCCACUGGAUCAGGUCCCCCACUGUUAGUGUUUUUGUUGGGUUAAAUGCUCGAGUUUGUUGUACCAGUAAGAACGUCAUGCCGUAUUAUAAAUUCUUGCAAAACGCCUUGUUUACCGACACAGCUCCAAAUGCACUUACUUGGACAUUGUUUUGGGAAAUGAUUUCGGCAAAGAAGUAAAUAUUUGGAAAUAUUUAUGACAUUUCAGGUGCAGAAAAUCUUAAUCUAAUAGGCCUUGGUGAACAAGGCAUAAUUGACAAUUAUCCAGAGUAAAGUGGGUUAUGUAAACGAGCAAAAACUGAAGUCUUUUGUCACAUGCUGAAAUAUCUGAUACUGUAAAAAUAGGAUUAGUAUUAAAAAUUAUCGAGUUGUGAUUCAGCUUUUCUUAAAAUUUAAUGGGGUGAAGUUAGCUCCAUUCAUCAAAAAUUUGAAUCAAAAUUUACAAUGUUAUUUUCAAGUUUCAAGAUCUGGGCUUCGUACUUGGGUCACUACUCUAAAUUCCCCAAAAAACGCUUGGAAAUACUGUAGCUCUAUUUUAUAACAAACUGCAUACAAUUAGUUGAAAAAACUAUGACAGAACGCCAAAUUGUUUAUAAAAGAUCUCCAUAGAUUAACUUCACUACUCCACAUCAUUGUUGGAAACAUAAAACGCUUUGUUUAGGAACUUAUCCACCAGCCAAACCCGGAAAAUUCUAAAAAAAUGCCAAGGCGAUUAUCCUGCAGUCCCUCUUAUGAAGAGCCCUUUUCGAAAUUACUGUGAACUUCACCCUUUUUAACACCAUCCCAAAAGAUGGCACGAUAGUUGGACGACUGAACGGCUUUUGUUUAUUCAAGGACGCCUCGGGCAGUUUGUGGACAUAAUUUACAAAUAGCCAGAGAUUUAAGUUCUUACGAAGUUUGGCGAGAUUCAAGGGCGAUGUUCGUAUGAAAUAAUAGAAGGUUGAAGACAGAGGAUAUUAUUUUAUAGUAUGUUGAUGGACAGAGAAGCGGGGGAUGGCAAAUAUUCGGGUUCAUAGGGGCAUUAAGGGUCGGAGAACAUGGCAUAAUGAAAAUGAAGAGCAAAGGUUGUAUAAGUUUGUGAUUUUUAGUCAAAAAUAAAAGAAAAAUGUUAGUAGGAAAGCGAAGAAAUUUCUCUCUGAAAAGUUGCAAUUGUUGCAGAUUUUUGAUUUUUGUAAAACCCCGCUAAAACAAAAAAUUUCGCCCUUUCUAAUCAAAAAGUCAUAAUGAUAAAAAUUGUCAAUAAAAACAUUGCUUUCAGAUCUGUUCCCUUGCCGUGACAAGAACAUGAUUAUUGGCCCGAUUUCAACCCAAAAACCGAUCGAAAUCAACCAAUUGUCGGCUCGAUUCAACGCGACUUCAAUUAUGUCCAGAUUCCAAGAUGCUCCAGAAUUUGUUCCCGGCCGAUCUCUUCACACUUCCCAUGCGAACCUGGAUGACUCUCGAAGAUUGACCCCCGAACCACAAUCAACCCAGAAAAAAGACGUUAGUAUCGAAAAGUCGGCCUCAAAUAAGAGUCUGAAUGUGGAAACGGAGAAUCAGAAACCCUCAGCAGAUCGAUUGCCGAACAUGUCGUUCGAUGAGUUGCGAAUUUUGGCUGCCGAAAUGAGGAAACAAAAGGAAAAAAGUGCCGAAGCGGAAGAAGGCAAGGAUGAAAAUAAAGAAGAACUGAAGGAAAAGGAAGAAAAAGACAGCUGA
Molecule: messenger RNA, 5523 nt
Organism: Bursaphelenchus xylophilus (pine wood nematode)
Lineage: Eukaryota; Metazoa; Nematoda; Chromadorea; Rhabditida; Aphelenchoididae
Source: the annotation of a GenBank genome assembly